Trypanosoma rangeli is the source of this 1056-nucleotide messenger RNA. RefSeq lists its product as uncharacterized. The transcript has a single exon. Lineage: Eukaryota; Euglenozoa; Kinetoplastea; Trypanosomatida; Trypanosomatidae. Bases 1 to 1056 code for a protein of 351 amino acids. The record is from RefSeq and is a predicted model, not a curated record.
AUGUACUCCUCCAUCGAGGUGCAAGAUCCGACAGCAAGUGUGCCGAUAAGUUACGCGCUUCUGGAGUUACCGUCAAAGAAGGAGUUACGCAAGAAGGGUUACAAGCUGGAGGAAAUCAACACCACCUCCACGCGCGAUCACCCACUCUCAAAAUGGACGACACACAUGCUGAGGAGGGGUGUCACGUACCGUCACGCCCUUGACGCCAUUCAGGAGGCAAACAAAAACUCGUGGGGAUUACUGAAGGCCCGCAUCAAUUUCAGUUGCGGCUCCUUUGACAGUUACGCACGCCUCAAGCCACAUGACCCCAUGUCGCUGAAGCACGUCGGUUCAUACGACCCCAACGGCGUGUACAAGCUCGCCACCAUUGAGGCGUCCGUGGCAAGUCGUGCCCGUCUGUUUCCGCGACUGAAGCCCCUUGUCGAUGAACGUGGCUACCACACAUGCAAGAAGAGUGUGCCGCGCUCAUUUGCGCCGCAGGUUUUGUACAAGGAUUGCCCACCACCGGUGUUGUCGCAGGCAGGUUAUGAUUUCACACCCGUGAGCCAUACUGCCUUCCUGUUGCGUCCUGGUGAUCACCCGCGGGGGGUGCGGAACGUGAAGAGUGAUUUUAUGAAGGAAAGCUGUGACUACAGGCCGCGGUCUUACCUCCGUGACGAGGUUAGCGGAGGCGUGAACAGUCGGCAUUGCCACUGCGCGGAGGUGUAUCAGGUUGGGGACUACACAGCAGAUUAUGCCCGUGUCACCGACGUGGUGAAUCAACGCAACGCUGUCGUUCAGAAGGAUUUUACAAAGACUGGCACGCUAAAGGCGAACAGCAGCAUCGUGGGACGGCGCUACGCCAAGGCGCCGACGUUUCCCUGCACCCAUCACGUCAGUGCCAAGGGGGGGGAUACCACCGCCACUGCUGCCGCCGCCGAGCCCCAGCAGACUGCCACCACCCGCAGUAAUGAGACGCCGAAUGAAGCCACAACACCCAAUGCUGAUGAGCCAAUGCAAUCACAAGUGAGGCGCGCUGUUUGUUUUGAGGAUGAGCACAGCAGCAAAGUGGCUUAG